UUCUCACAUCCUGCGCUGACCCUCCGAUACCCCCGACUGCGGAGCAACAAGCCUUGCUGCCUGGGGAAAAGACAUUUAUCUACUGUUAAGCCAAAGCCAUCGGUCUGUCAACAGAGUGGACGAGAGGAUAGUUUGUCUUUAUCAGGCAGACCUUUACAGUGAGGAGAGAUGGGCAGCUUGUAUAAGGAUGAACAGGGCGACUGGAUCACGGUGUGUCUCAAGUACCUCCUCUUCGUUUUCAACUUCCUGUUUUGGAUGGGCGGCGGGGUGGUGAUGGGUGUCGGGAUCUGGACGCUGGUCGAUAAAGGAGAGUACCUGAGCCUGCUGGCCUCUAGUACAUUCGCUGUGUCCGCUUACAUCCUGAUUCUGGCAGGAGGGCUGGUGAUGGUCACCGGGUUCUUGGGCUGCUGUGCUGUCAUACGUGAGCAGAGGAGCUGUCUGUCCACGUACUUCUCCUGUCUGCUUCUGAUCUUCCUAAUUGAGCUGGUGGCUGGUGUCCUGGCCUACGUUUAUUACCAGGCGCUGAGUGAAGAGCUGAAGCAGCACUUGAGCAAGACGAUGACUGAGAACUAUGCCCAGCCUGGAAAAGAGAGCAUCACUCAGUCUGUGGACAGACUACAGCAGGAUUUCAAGUGCUGUGGGAGCAACAACUCCUUUGACUGGAUGCACAGUGUGUACAUCAUGUCCCCGGAAGCGGAGAAGCGGCUGGUCCCUGACAGCUGCUGUAAGACCAUCACCCCUCAGUGUGGAAAGAGAGACCACCCCUCGAACAUCUACAAGGUGGAGGGCGGCUGUAUCACUAAACUGGAGCAGUUUCUGGCAGAUCACUUGCUCAUUAUUGGUGCUGUGGGAAUAGGCGUGGCCUGUCUACAGAUUUGUGGAAUGGUGUUCACCUGUUGCCUGCAUAGGCGAAUUAAACUGGACCCGUACUGAUUACUCGGAAAUGUUAUAUGCCUUUAUUACACUCUAAAACACACAUACAUGGCCUUACUACUGUGUCCAUUUUAAACUGCAUGACCAAAUUCAUUUGCAUUAAUAUAAGGGCUUUAUUAUCUUUUAUUUGCCACAUUUUUUAGACAAAUGUUGCUAGUGUUAUUGCCUCCUUAUGAUCCUAAUAGUCUAGAAAGAUGUGGGAUAUUGCCCUGUAGUCAUUUAGAUGUCAAGGAAUAAAAAAAAAAAGAUUUUUUACUUUGAGUAAAUUAGAAUAUUUCAAAAUAUUUUUUUUUAUUAACCACAUAUUCACUUUAAAUAGCUCAUAUUAAAUGUAUGUAAUGUGCUGCUAGAUCUCAAGCAGGUGUGGGAACCUGCUUAUAGGCACAAAAUACACCGGACCAACAUCAAGACCAUACAUUAUUAUAUUUUCAUAAAAAUGUGUAUGAAGCCUGUGGAAAGAUCACUGUUUGACACGUUUCCGGUAUUAUUAUUCUGGGGAAAAAAUACCAUUAUGUCCACUGUAUGAUAUACAAUUGGUGUAGAAACAAUGUUCACUCAGAAAUUGCA
Messenger RNA from Sinocyclocheilus rhinocerous, 1500 nucleotides. Its product is annotated as tetraspanin-11-like. Gene Ontology annotation, cellular component: plasma membrane. The coding region runs from base 169 to 933 and encodes 254 amino acids. The record is from RefSeq and is a predicted model, not a curated record. The transcript has 9 exons. Lineage: Eukaryota; Metazoa; Chordata; Actinopteri; Cypriniformes; Cyprinidae.